CUAAAAUGUUGUGAUUCUGUUAGCGUCAUUGACAACGGAGCUUUAAUUCUGACAGUUACAGCAAUGGAAAUAUUAACGCUAUUUGUAUGAGGACAGUAACAACAUUAUGAACCGCUUUACUGUAAUAAAACUCCCAUAAAGAAGUUUUGUUUUUGCUCGAAGGAUCGGUGUUUUGCUUGGUAGUAAGGUCUGAACAUCAGUGACUCCCAAAAUGCCAUAAAUGAUAGUUAUACGUGAAGUUACCCAUUCAUAUCUACCAGGUUUUACGCGAAAAUGAAUCAAGCAAAAACAGCUAAAGAAAGGGUUUGCUCUUCGAUAACACAAAAGAAGCUCUUCAAAGAAAACAAAAGGAUAACCUUUGGAAACAGGAGAAAGGCCACAGAUGUGAGAGUGUUGGCAGAGAGGAACCCGGCUGUGGCGCCUGUGGGUGUUUGGGUGGAGAGCGGAGAUGAGAGUCAGGAGCAUCCCGCGGUCCGGGCUUUGCUCACAGAAGAGCUUCUAGAGGAGACCAGACGAGAGAAAGAGGAGAGUCUGCGCCGAUUUCAGGAUGCAGUUCGUGAACGUGUGUCGCAGCAGACCCGUCUGCGCAAACAACAGCAGCUGCUGAAAUCAUACGAGACGGUUGAGUGUGAGAGCAAAGUAUUGCAACAAACCAUCAAAGCAGCCUAUCGUCUUACACCUCAAACCAAUUUAUUCCCUUCCUGGACACAUGGGGAACAAGCAAUCUGCAGUCCCAGCUCUCGCUGUGUCAGCGCUCUGGGGACGGAGGCUGUUUCUUCACAUCACCAUACACAUAAUGUCAGUAAAGCCAGGAAGCAGGUGAGACACAGACUAGCUGCUCGUCAGACAGUGCAAGAGGGUGAUGAACUCUCACAGCUACCUGGUGGGAGAUGGAAAAGAUCCACAGCUAGAGAAAAACCUGAAUCACACACUUGGAAAGAUCAGAAGAAUUAUACUGAAAGUACAAAUGAUGGAGGAGAGGAAAACGAGCAGGAUGUUGAAGUAGAAGAUGAGAUGCUGUUGGGGCAGCAUGAUCAACCUCUUCAUUUGCAUCGCCACAGAAGCAAGACUGUAACUUUUCAGAAUGAUAUGGUGUAUGAGCCAGAUCCCACUGUUUCCUUCACAACUGACUACAGAGCUUCCCAAGUGCUUUGGCCUCAUGAGAAUCAGGAGGAGGUGAAGAGGCAGAGACAGUCUCAGUUCCUCAUGUAUCGACGCCACUUCAUGGACAUUGAGCGAGAGCAAGUGAAGGAGCACCAAAGGCACAGGAAACAUCUGAAGAGAACUGCAAGGAUUAAGAAUGAAAAAGAACAACUCAGGAAAGCAGAGGAGAAGAAGAUGGAGAGGCAGCGACAGCAGGAGGAAGAAAGAAAAGACAUGGCUGAGAGGGAGUAUUUGAUUUUGGAGCGAUUGAGGCUUGAUGAGGAGGAGGCAGCGGAGAAGGUAGUGAGACGAGAGAAAUCAAAGAGGAACAAAGAAAGCAAACGGUACAUUGAGGCCAUGCAGGCUCUAAUGAAAGAGAAGCUGGAGAAGGAUAAAAUAGAACUGCCUCCUCUGUGCUGCUGUGGAGACUCUUUCUGGGACAGCCAUCCGGAUACCUGCGCCAACAACUGCAUCUUCUACAACAAUCCGAAAGCAUAUUCUCAGGCUCUGCAGUCUGUCAUGUUAAGCUGUGAUCUAAAGGAAGGAGGCUUUGGACAGCAUUCGUCCACCUGGAAGGCGUCCUCUAUAGAUGUCCAUUUUCAAAGGAAGUGAUUGUAUUCCAUCUUUAGAGUCAUUAUUGAACAUGUUUUAAGACUGGACAGCCUGAAGUGUUAUAUUGUAUUAAUGUAAUGAUUUCAUGGUGUGAUAUUUUUUUAUUGUUCUCAUAGAUGGUUUUAAAAUACCUGACAUACCUCUAUGUAAUUUUUUACAGCAUUUUUGCUGUUUUAAUAAACCUUACUAAAC
Molecule: messenger RNA, 1947 nt
Organism: Onychostoma macrolepis
Lineage: Eukaryota; Metazoa; Chordata; Actinopteri; Cypriniformes; Cyprinidae
Gene: ccdc15
Product: coiled-coil domain containing 15
Exons: 10
Coding region: 274-1755 (493 amino acids)
Cellular component (GO): centrosome
Source: RefSeq, a predicted model, not a curated record